Molecule: messenger RNA, 1928 nt
Organism: Maniola jurtina (meadow brown)
Lineage: Eukaryota; Metazoa; Arthropoda; Insecta; Lepidoptera; Nymphalidae
Gene: ninaG
Product: neither inactivation nor afterpotential protein G
Exons: 11
Coding region: 42-1880 (612 amino acids)
Molecular function (GO): flavin adenine dinucleotide binding; oxidoreductase activity, acting on CH-OH group of donors
Source: RefSeq, a predicted model, not a curated record
UAGCGGUGAGUAGUCAACAUUCGUGUCGUAUCUAGGCAAGCAUGGCGGUGCUCUCAUACCUGGUGAGCGUGCUGGUGGCAUGUGUCUCCUACGUCGUGUACCACAAGUAUGCCAACGUCUACAGCAGCUUUGUUGCCAAGCCGGACAAACGAUAUGAUUAUAUUAUAGUGGGUGCGGGAACGGCAGGCUGUGUCCUUGCCUCGCGCCUGUCAGAAAACCCUGAGGUAAAGGUGCUGCUCAUAGAAGCAGGCGACCACAUGGGCUACUUCACGAAGAUACCGCUAACUGCCACGGCGGCGCAGCAGGGACCUAACGACUGGUCUUUUCGGGCUACUUCGCAGAAAUACUCGUCUUUUGGGCUUUGGAAUCAGAGCCCAAUCAUUCCACGAGGCAAAGGUCCUGGUGGAUCUGGUCAGAUAAACUUCCUCCUCCAUGGUUUCGGCUUGCCAGAAGACUACAACCGCUGGUCUCGACUGGGCUUCAAAGGAUGGACGAUGGAUGACCUGAAACCAUACUUCCUAAAAGCUUUUGGGACGGUUAGGAGCGAAUUUGAUUCUGAUAUGUGCCCGCCCAAGGGAUUUUGUGCUAAGGCUCCAAUGAAACUAAAGCUCAUAGAUGAUCACGACGAACUGGUGACGGUAUUCAAGCAAGCGUCCUCAAGCAUCGCGGACAACAAUACGCUGUUCAGGAAGGCUACAGCCAGCGUCAAGGAUGGCAGUAGACACCAGGCGUAUGACGCUUAUCUGAAACCAGUGCUGACUAGGGCGAAUUUACAUGUACUGCUCGGAACACAGGGAAUUUCUAUUCGAUUCGAGAAUAAAAGGGCAUCAUCCCUCUACAUCUUACGAGAUCAUCGGAACCUGGAUAACAUAUUUGUGAACAAAGAAAUAAUCCUGAGCGCGGGUUCCCUCAAAACGCCACAGAUUAUGAUUUUAUCUGGUAUAGGACCCAGAAACUUGAUUAACAGAUUGCGGUUAAAUCUAAUAUCAGCCAACGAGCACGUGGGUCAGAAUCUGCACGAUCAUUUAAACCUGCCCAUCUACGUCAGCAUCAAGCAACCAAUCAGCGUAACCCUCGCCAAAGUCUUCAGCCCAUCUACUUUGUGGGAUUAUUAUCUGCAAAACAGUGGGUAUUUGGCGUUCCCGCCCGUAGCGGGUGUGGAGUACCAUAACUCAUCAGCUCUCAUGUUAUUCUCAAUGGGUUCCACCAGCGAGAGAUUGCUACGAGGGAUUUCAAACUAUAGACCUCAGGUUUUCCGCGAUUUAUUUCCCUUCCUCAACGACACGGUGAAGGAAGGCUUCAUGUUCCUGGCGACCUGCGUCCAGCCCAGGAGUAGAGGCUCUGUCACGUUGAAGGACUCCAGUACCUCGGUACCUAUAGUGGUGGAUCCCAACUACUUGCAUCGGGAGUACGACGUCAAGUGUAUGGUGAAAGCAAUCCGGAGAGCAGAAAAGCUGGUAUCAACAAAACCCUUCCAAUCAAUCGGAGCGCGAAUCCACUGGCCGCGGUCGGAGCGAUGCCUCACGUUCUGGAACUACACCAAACAGGAGCAAACUGGGCUUGUGAAGAGGAGGAAAAAGAUAAAAUCCCCGAGCGAAAAAAAAUUGAAGGAAGUUCCGAAACCGAAGCGAAUAGUCUAUAGCCCUCCAGAUGCGUAUCUGGAGUGUAUGAUAAGGGAGGCUGCUGUGACGGGGCACCACGUGGCUGGCACUUGCGCAGGGGGGAAGGUGGUGGAUGACUACUUGAGAGUGAAGAAUGUAAUAGGAGUGCGCAUUAUGGAUGCCAGCGUAUUUCCAUCGCCAAUUUCUCUAUACCCGAACUCCGUUGUAGUGGCCAUGGCGGAGAAAGCUGCUGACGUGAUCCGACAUACACCGAACUAAUAUCAAUAGCCUAAAGAUUUGUAAAUAAAGUUUUUGUCUUUGAAUUUU